GACUUGACAAUUGAACUCGUCGUGGAGCUCGGAUAAGAUGGCAUCAACGGAAUCGACAGCAGGGCCGGCCGAUGGUUUGGCGCCCUCCCAUAUCUACGUCCCUAAUCAAGGCUACAUGAACGCCGAUGGCAGCGUCCCCGCGCUGGCGGGGCAAGAUCCGGCACAACCAGAGGAAGGCGAGGAAGACGACGAGUACUACGAUGACAUUUUUGAGGAGGAAAUGAACGAGGAGGAAUUCACAUCGUCGAAUAAUGAUGACCUGACGAAAGGCUACAACCGACAGCGCAAAGUGAACGAACUUGCCGCAGACCCUAAUGCACCGAAAUGGACGUACCCCAAGACCAACACGCAGAAGCCCACGGUGAACACAUACGCUUCCGUCGAUGACCAGAUUAACACCUUGACUCGUCAUACUGGGAAGAUCAAGCUUGAUGAUAUGCAAUCGGGGAUGGCGGUCCGUGGUGACCGGGGCGGCGACAGGGCCGACAGAGCAACGUCUGAGCAGGUGCUGGACCCGCGCACACGGAUGAUUCUCCUCCAGAUGAUAAACCGCAACAUCGUCUCAGAAAUCCACGGCUGCUUAUCGACGGGUAAAGAAGCCAACGUCUACCAUUCCAUCUUCCAUCCGGAGACCGACGAAGACGAAGAGCCCCCAACCAUCCACCGCGCAAUCAAAGUCUACAAAACCAGUAUCCUCGUCUUCAAGGACAGAGACAGGUACGUGAGUGGUGAAUUCCGAUUCCGCUCCGGAUACAACAAGAGCAACAACCGGUCAAUGGUAAAGGUCUGGGCAGAGAAGGAAAUGCGCAACCUCCGCCGUAUCUAUGGCGCUGGUAUACCCAGCCCAGAACCAAUCCAACUCCGCCUGCAUGUCCUUGUCAUGGGUUUCAUCGGUACCUCCAAGGGUCGGCCGGCGCCCCGUCUCAAGGACGUUGAAUUCGACGUCCCCGAGCCUGAGACACGCUGGCGCACGCACUACAUGGAGUUGCUGGGUUACAUGCGCGUGAUGUACCAGACAUGUCACUUAGUCCAUGCCGAUUUGAGCGAGUACAAUAUUCUCUACCACAAGGAGAAACUCUACAUUAUCGACGUCAGUCAAUCCGUUGAACACGACCACCCGCGCAGCUUGGAAUUCCUGCGCAUGGAUAUCAAGAACGUCAGCGACUUCUUCCGCAGAAAGGGUGUCGAUCCACUACCUGAACAAACAGUUUUCAAAUUCAUCAUCUCGCCUGAAGGCCCCGCAACAAUCACAGAGACGAACGACGAGAUGUUCGAGGCGAUUGAGAAAUUCUACGAAGCGCGCGAGAACCAAGCAGACGAGAACGAGCAAACCGCAGAAGCAGAGGUUGACGCUGCCGUCUUCCGCCAACAAUAUAUCCCUCAAACACUUGAACAGGUGUACGACAUUGAGCGCGAUGUCGAGAAGGUCCGCGCAGGCGAGGGAUCAGAUCUCGUCUACCGUGACCUCUUAGCCAAGCACCGACCCAAGGAAGGCGAAGACAAGUCCGGCUCGGAAUCCGAGGGCGGCGUCUCCAUGUCCGGAGGCUCCGACGCCGAGUCAGGGGAUGAAUACGAAGAUGAAGAGAAAACGCCUCGCGGAAAGCGCUUCCUGGAUAAGGACAUAAAACGCGAGCACAAGCAGAAGGUUAAGGAGGAGAAGCGGGCGCAGAGAGAGAAGAAGAUGCCGAAGCACAUGAAGAAGAAGAUGGUUUCUUCUUCGUCGAGGAGGAAGAAGUAGUCGAGUUGCAUUUUCUAUAUAUCUGUAUCUGGGAAUGGAUUUGGGUUAUGGUAGAUAAAAGUUUCGAUAUGAAUACUCUGAUAUAUACUUUUCUCGGUCUCGGUCUUUCUAUGUUGCCAGGAUAUUAAUGAUGUUGAGCGGUGUCUACCGGGGUUUCUGAAUUAACUCAAGGAUUGGUAUCGACAGUAUAAAGUUCCUGAGGAGAAGGGGGAGAAUGAGAUUGGGUUGGAUGGUGAGGCGAAGGAUCAGGGGUAUGCUUUGCUGUGCACUGUUGUCUAAUUCUAAUCUGUAGCUGGGAUAUGCUGACUGAUGGUGUCCAG
This is a messenger RNA of Aspergillus ruber CBS 135680, 2058 nucleotides long. Its product is annotated as serine/threonine-protein kinase RIO1. Bases 38 to 1738 code for a protein of 566 amino acids. NCBI's taxonomy places the organism in Eukaryota, Fungi, Ascomycota, Eurotiomycetes, Eurotiales, Aspergillaceae. Gene Ontology annotation, molecular function: ATP binding; protein serine/threonine kinase activity. The record is from RefSeq and is a predicted model, not a curated record. Gene Ontology annotation, biological process: maturation of SSU-rRNA. Gene Ontology annotation, cellular component: cytosol; preribosome, small subunit precursor. The transcript is spliced from 2 exons.